AUGGCCAACCCCCCUCAUGGUGGUGUCCUCAAGGACCUGCUCGCCCGCGAUGCCCCUCGCCAGGCUGAGCUCGAGGCUGAGGCCGAGACCCUGACGGCUGUCAUUCUGACCGAGCGCCAGCUCUGCGAUCUCGAGUUGAUCCUGAACGGUGGCUUCUCUCCUCUCGAAGGUUUCAUGAACGAGAAGGACUACAAUGGAGUCGUCAAGGAGAACCGCCUCGAGAAUGGCAUCCUCUUUUCCAUGCCCAUCACCUUGGAUCUGUCCAAAUCCGAGAUCGAAGAGCUUGCCCUCAAGCCUGGCAAGAGGGUCGCCCUGAGAGACUUCCGUGAUGACCGCAACCUGGCCAUCAUGACUAUUGAGGACAUUUACAAGCCUGACAAGGUCCUCGAGGCCAAGGAGGUCUUUGGCGACAACGACGAGGCUCACCCUGCCGUCAAGUACCUCCACCAUACAGCUGGCGAGUACUACGUCGGUGGUAAGCUGGAGGCUGUCAACCGCCUGCAGCACUAUGAUUUUGUCGACCUACGAUACACCCCUGCUGAGAUCCGUCUGCACUUCGACAAGCUGGGCUGGACUCGUGUCGUCGCCUUCCAGACGCGUAACCCCAUGCAUCGUGCUCACCGUGAGCUGACAGUCCGCGCUGCCCGCUCCCACCACGCCAACGUGCUCAUUCACCCCGUCGUCGGCCUGACCAAGCCCGGCGAUAUUGACCACUUCACCCGCGUGCGUGUCUACAAGGCCCUCCUCCCCAGAUACCCCAACGGCAUGGCCGUCCUGGGCCUGCUGCCCCUGGCCAUGCGCAUGGGAGGUCCCCGCGAGGCCAUCUGGCACGCCAUCAUCCGCAAGAACCACGGUGCUACGCACUUCAUCGUCGGCCGUGACCACGCCGGCCCCGGCAAGAACAGCAAGGGCACCGACUUCUACGGCCCCUACGACGCCCAGUACGCCGUUGAGAAGUACCGCGACGAGCUGGGCAUCGAGGUCGUGCCCUUCCAGAUGAUGACGUACCUGCCCGACAGCGACGAGUACGCGCCCGUCGACACCAUUCCCAAGGACGUGCGCACUCUGAACAUCUCGGGCACCGAGCUCCGAUCCAGGCUCCGCAGCGGCCGCGACAUCCCCGAGUGGUUCUCAUACCCCGAGGUCGUCAAGGUGCUGCGCGAGUCACACCCGCCCAGGUCGCAGCAGGGCUUCACUGUCUUCUUGACGGGCUACAUGAACUCUGGCAAGGACCAGAUCGCCCGUGCCCUGCAGGUCACCCUCAACCAGCAGGGCGGCCGGUCCGUCUCCAUGCUGCUGGGCGAGACGGCCGCCGCCACGCCCGCGAGCUCGUCGAGAAGUACGGUGACUUCUACCUUGUGCACGUCGCCACCUCUCUCGAGCAGUGCGAGAAGACCGACAAGCGCGGCAUCUACCAGGCCGCCCGCGCCGGCAAGAUCAAGGGCUUCACUGGUGUUGAUGACCCUUACGAGGCCCCCUCCAAGCCUGACCUGGUUGUUGAUGCCGAGAAGCAGAGCGUGCGGUCCAUUGUUCACCAGAUCGUGCUGUUGCUCGAGAGCCAGGGUCUCCUGGACCGCUUCUAA
Messenger RNA from Cryphonectria parasitica EP155, 1583 nucleotides. RefSeq names its product sulfate adenylyltransferase (gene Met3). Gene Ontology annotation, biological process: sulfur amino acid metabolic process. Gene Ontology annotation, cellular component: cytoplasm. Lineage: Eukaryota; Fungi; Ascomycota; Sordariomycetes; Diaporthales; Cryphonectriaceae. The record is from RefSeq and is a predicted model, not a curated record. The transcript is spliced from 6 exons. The annotation marks the transcript as partial. Gene Ontology annotation, molecular function: sulfate adenylyltransferase (ATP) activity.